Molecule: messenger RNA, 913 nt
Organism: Boleophthalmus pectinirostris (great blue-spotted mudskipper)
Lineage: Eukaryota; Metazoa; Chordata; Actinopteri; Gobiiformes; Gobiidae
Exons: 20
Coding region: 73-768 (231 amino acids)
Source: RefSeq, a predicted model, not a curated record
AGCCUGGACGCACUUGACACUUUGGAAACAGUCAGUCAGUCAGGGACUUCUUAUAAAGUCUUUACAUUUCUGAUGAUGAAGGUUUUGUCUGUUUUUGCUCUAUUGGUGGCUGUUGCUGCCGCUCAAUCUGGUGAUGGCAGUCCUGAAGAUGGAGGGAGUCAUGAACAUCAGCUACAAAAGCCCAGUAGACAUCCUUGGCGUCCUCAUUGGAGAAUCAGGCGCAGCGCUCCAGGAGGGAAGAGGCCAGGCCACCAUUUUGGCAAGGAUCACAUCGUGUUUUCUCCCAUCUUCAAGGUCGGCAAUGUGACAUUUCAGAACAGCUCGGCGGUUCAACUGAAGGAGGGAGAGAACCUUUUCUUUUUGAUGAAGAAAACAAGACCACCUUUCAAGCAAUAUCUGAAGCUCACCUACAACUCCACUGAACCAAGCAAAGUUGCCGUAGAGUUUGGAGAACUGAAGCCGCCCACUCGUGUGCUUGUACCCGUCUUCAGGGUUGAAAAUGUGACAUUCCAGAACACCACAAGUGUUCAACUGGAGCAGGGGGACAAUCUCUUUCUCAAAGUGAAGGGAAGAGGACCGCCCCAUCCACCGCACUUUAAACCCCAGCACUUUAGAGUUCCCUUCCACGGACCACCGCACAGACCUCCAUUUAGGGGACAGUAUGUCAAAGUCAUCUACAACAGCACUGAGCCUAACCAAGUCUCUGUUGAGUACGGCACUGUGGAAUUGACCCUCGACAUUGAGAUUAUGACUGAGGAUGAAGUGUAGCAAGUAAAGGAAGAGCUCUACAAAAUGGAUCAGCCUGCUUCUGAAAUCAAAAUCACUGACUAAAAUUUAUCAAAUAAAUUGAAUUAUCAUUGACUAUCAUGUUGGUGUAUUCUUGUAACAAAGCACAAAGUAAACAUGAAUCGAU